Molecule: messenger RNA, 995 nt
Organism: Helianthus annuus (common sunflower)
Lineage: Eukaryota; Viridiplantae; Streptophyta; Magnoliopsida; Asterales; Asteraceae
Product: stem-specific protein TSJT1
Exons: 4
Coding region: 83-835 (250 amino acids)
Source: RefSeq, a predicted model, not a curated record
AAUAUCAACAAACUUCCCUUUUACUUUACCAUUCAUCAUCCACCACAACGAGUUUCUUCAUCCAUCUCGAUAAUUCAUCAUCAUGUUGGCAGUAUUCGACAAGAGCGUAGCCACCAUCCCCGAUGGCCUACAAACCCCACAACAAGACCCAUCCCUGAAUGCCCUGAAAGAUGCUGCUCUCUCUCGCCACUUCACCUCUCUCCACCCCUCAGCCGUCACCAUCAAUCUCGGUGGUUCUGGUCUCAUCUCUUACUCCAUUGAUAAACAAAACCCCCUCUUACCAAGAUUGUUUGCUGUUGUGGACGACCUAUUCUGCUUAUUCCAAGGUCACGUAGAGAACGUCGCACCCUUAAAGCAACAAUACGGGCUAAACAAGACAGCGAAUGAAGUCACAAUUGUUAUCGAGGCUUACAGAACUUUAAGGGACAGAGGUCCUUACCCUGCAGACCAAGUCAUGAGAGACCUCCAAGGAAAAUUUGCUUUCAUUCUCUAUGACAGCACUACAAAGUCCACUUUCAUUGCCGCUGAUGCUGAUGGCAGUGUGCCUUUCUUCUGGGGCGCUGAUUCAGAAGGGCAUUUGGUGCUCUCUGAUGAUGUGGAAACCGUAAAGAAGGGCUGUGGGAAAUCCUUUGCACCAUUUCCGAAAGGGUGUUUCUUCACUACAUCUGGAGGGUUAAGGAGCUUUGAGCAUCCACUGAAUGAACUGAAGGCGGUGCCUAGAGUGGACAGUUCAGGAGAGAUGUGUGGUGCAAAUUUUAAAGUGGAUUCCGGUUCAAGGAAAGAGUCUGGAAUGCCGAGAGUCGGGAGCGCUGCUAAUUGGUCCCAACACUACUGAUAAGGGGUCAUGGUUUUUUUUAUUACUAUGGCACUAAAGAGACAUUAAAUCUUUCUUCUGUUUAUUUGCCUAUGGUGUGUUAAAAAGUUUAUGAGUAAGGUGUGUUAGCAAACACCAUGCAAUAAAACUACUUUCACGAAUCCCUUUGACAUGUGUUUAA